AUGACCAUUUAUGUGCAGCUCCUGAUCCCGCCCAUACGGCACUGUGAAUUUUUGGGACCUCUCGCACAAGCUUCCCGCAGCGUUAGUCGUGAGACUGCUACUGUAUCGCCCGCCGCUAUAUCACCAGCUGUGCUCUCCACCCCCGCCCAACAAUUCAGCAAUCUUCCCGAAAAUGCCCCCGUUAACAUGCUUCAUGUUGAGUUCGUCCAUAAUCUUUCUUCUGAAGCAAUGACAGCAUUCAAUCGCCCCGGCACUGCCUCGGGUAUUCCAUACCAGGAUAUCUUGCGGUAUGGCAUUGGGGCACCUUACCUCGUUAAUGAAAUUUUAUCUCUCAGUGCAUUGCACCUUAGCAUUGUUAGGCCAGGACAAAGGGAUUUUUACCGACACCAUUCUGCCCAGUUGCAAAAUUAUGCACUGAAAUCAUUUAAUGACUUAUCAUCUCACAUCAACGAGGAAAAUUACGUUUCGAUAUUUCUAUUCGCCAGCAUUCUAGGCCUCCACAUAUUUUGCGAAACAAUAGUCUUUCGGGACGAUGAUGAAUUUGAGAGCUUCCUUGACAGAUUUAUUCAAUACGCUGAAAUACAUCGCGGAGUGCAUCUUGUCGCUGGUCAGGGUCGAUGGGAACUCUUGCAACAAACAGGUCUAAAACCGCUUUUGGAGCUCGGAGAAAGAAUUCCUCUCUCGGGUAAAGCCUUGGGUCCGGUCUGUCAGACUUUGAUAGGUCGUAUUAAAGGCCGUUCUUUCGACUAUCCUGAUACGAAGGCAUAUGAACAGGCUGUCCAGGCUUUACAAUCCGUGAUGACCCUGAUGGAAAAUGAACCCCCAGGAGGCAACUGCGUAGAUGCUCUCGUUGCUUGGCCAGUGCUUGUCCCCCGCGAAUACAUUGAUAUGGUCUCGGAAAGAAAGGGGGAAGCUCUGGUUAUUUUAGCGUAUUUUGGUGCACUUGUUGAUACACACAAAUAG
This is a messenger RNA of Penicillium canescens, 963 nucleotides long. RefSeq lists its product as uncharacterized. Bases 1 to 963 code for a protein of 320 amino acids. The transcript has 2 exons. NCBI's taxonomy places the organism in Eukaryota, Fungi, Ascomycota, Eurotiomycetes, Eurotiales, Aspergillaceae. Gene Ontology annotation, biological process: regulation of transcription by RNA polymerase II. Gene Ontology annotation, molecular function: DNA-binding transcription activator activity, RNA polymerase II-specific. The record is from RefSeq and is a predicted model, not a curated record.